CUUUUGUGGGUUAAGGAAAACUUGCAAGAAUCUUGGUCAAUGGCAUUUAGGUGGAUGGAUUUGAGUGAUUGGCUAUCAUACAGAGCUACCGGAGAUGAUACUCGUAGCCUCUGCACUACUGGUUGCAAAUGGACAUACCUUGGUCAUGCUCAUAUGCAUCAGGUCAAUGAGAAAGACUCACGCACUAUGGAAGCUUGUGGAUGGGAUGAUGAAUUUUUGGAGGAGAUUGGCUUAGGUGAUCUUAUUGAUGGGCAUCAUGCUAAAAUUGGUAAUUUAGUGAAUAUACAAUUUAGUAUUUCGGUUAUUCAAUUAAAAGUGUUGAAAAUUUUCUCAAAGUUGCGUGCUUUUAUGAGUCAAGCAACCGCUCUUUUACGCCAUGUGCCUCAAGCAAUGCAGGAUCUUUGCACCUUGAGUGCACCAUAGACUUUGACUAUCUCGGUUAUAUAUAGUUACAUAAAAAAAGACAGAUAAGACCAAUAGAAUAUUUUUGUGGGUAAGAGGCAUAUGAUCAAUCAUCAUCCUUAAGUUGGAAAAGGAUAGUAUCAUUAUUAUCAUUUUCAGCACCUUAACCCGAAAUGGUUGGGGUGAGUGACAUUAAAUUUAUUGUGCCAAU
Messenger RNA from Cuscuta campestris, 613 nucleotides. NCBI's taxonomy places the organism in Eukaryota, Viridiplantae, Streptophyta, Magnoliopsida, Solanales, Convolvulaceae. The record is from the annotation of a GenBank genome assembly.